Messenger RNA from Moesziomyces antarcticus, 7203 nucleotides. Its product is annotated as phosphatidylinositol 3-kinase. Lineage: Eukaryota; Fungi; Basidiomycota; Ustilaginomycetes; Ustilaginales; Ustilaginaceae. The transcript is spliced from 4 exons. Bases 1 to 7203 code for a protein of 2400 amino acids. The record is from RefSeq and is a predicted model, not a curated record. Gene Ontology annotation, cellular component: phosphatidylinositol 3-kinase complex, class III, type I; phagophore assembly site; membrane. Gene Ontology annotation, biological process: phosphatidylinositol-mediated signaling; phosphatidylinositol-3-phosphate biosynthetic process; autophagy of peroxisome. Gene Ontology annotation, molecular function: 1-phosphatidylinositol-3-kinase activity.
AUGCCUCCGGAGCCCAUCGCCCUUGAUAGCCCGGAUGAGGACGAAAGGAGGUAUCCCCUCCGCUCGGAUCGCCGCAAACCAAAGCGCGAACACGAGUCCGACAGCGAAGUAGAUGAACUCGAAUCCGACAACGACGAUGAUCCGCAAUCUUGCUCUGCGCCGCCUACGCGCAAAUCGCCGGUGCGAUCGACCAAGCCCAAGUCGGCCAGAAAGCUGAAAAAGGAGCGACACCAAGCCAAGAAGAAAAAGAAGAAGCAGCAACGUGAAGCUCGCGAAGCUCGCGAAAAGAACGAUGCUAUAGCUGCAGAGUCUGCUCCUGGCCCUGUGCCACAACCUUGCGACGGCGACGACGUCGAUGAGGACGAUGACGAACACUUACCUGGCCUGGUCGUUCCCUCCAAGGACGCCCGUCGCAAAUCGCCUGUGGAGCGCGUCACCGAAACGAGGAGCGAGGACGAAGUCGAGCUGAUCGCUUCGGAACCGCCCGGGCCUGAAACCGCUUCGGUCCCACCAGAGCGGUCGUCCGCUCCCAUCACAGUGGAUGAUGACACAGACAAGCGUCCGCCCGACAGCGCCGCCUCGGCCCCUCCCACAAUUGCAGACUCGCGCGCGGAUUCUGCGCCGGCUCCCGGAGACGUGUCCAACCCCGUCGCGUUCGAGACAUCCUCCCCACCCAUGGCUGCUAACAACGAGGCCGCCGAUGAUGUUCCCGAUGACGCGUCCGUCUCGGAUAUCAGCUCCCUGACCUACUCUGACUCGGAAGAGUGCGUCGAGGGCGAAGAAUUCUACACGAGCUCCGAAGGAUCUCAGCAUGGCUCGGACAGCGAGGACGGGCUCGGCUCGUGGACCAAGCGCGAUCAGGACAAGUGGCAAGGCUCAACUGCUCACCUUGACGCAGCCUAUGACGACGUCUACGAAGUGCGUGCGGUCCUUCGACACCGCCGAAACCCGCGUCGCGGCUUCAUGCAGUAUCGCACCGUAUGGGCAGGCUACCCAAUCUACUCAACAACUUGGGAGCCGGAGUCGCAUUUCAACAGCAGGCGGACCCUCGACGAAUAUUGGCAGCGACAAGGCGGGCGUCCAGCUGACGCCCCGUACGACCCCGCGAAUCACUCUACGCAUGACUCGGAUACCGACCGUGCCGUGAUCCGUCGACCGCGUCGCCGUGCACACGAGGCGCUGAAGAAGAAGCGCCGUGAAAUCAGGCGUGACAAGGUCGACCUUCGCAAAUACAUGGCCUCGCUCGACCACGAACGCGCCGAGAAAAAGGCAAAGGCGGAGCGCAAGUUCGAGUUGUGGCGCCGCGAAAAGCGCGUCGAGCUCGAGACCGAGCGAACUCGCGAGAAGGGCACCUCGCGCAGUCACCAGAAGAGGUUGGAGAAGCUCAACAAGAAGCGUUGGAAGCGCGCUGGCGGCGCCGACGGCGCAGGUGCUGCCGCUUCAGCCCGCUUCAGCGCAACCCAUGCAAACCGCAGCAUGGCGGACAUUUCGAUGAAGGCGCGCGCCGGCCCAAGCGUUUCGGCGCGAACUCGAGUCUCCCAGCUGGACGACAGCAUCCCCGAGAAUGACGACAAUCAGCUAGUCUUCCGAAAGUCGGCCCCGGGCUCCGGUUCCAACUAUCCUGGACUCGCAGCUUCCAUGCCCGGCCCCAGUCGUUCCAGGCCGGGUUCCACAUCCGUGCGCCCCAUUGCAGGGCCUUCCUCUGCCUCCAGGCCUGCCACCGCCUCAGGUUCGGCGUCUGGCUCGAACAGUCAAGCACCGCCUCCUCGCCCCCCUCCCGGCAGCUACAAGGGCCAGCACCAUCGCGGGCCCAGGGUGCAGAUCAAGGAGGACAUGCACAGCUUCCUCAACAAGCUCCACAGCGAUGUCGCGCGGAGUCGUGCAGCACAGGAUGGCAAUUCUCAGGCCGUUCCAGCUCCGACCGACUCGGACGGCCGCCCGAUCGCGAUGAAGCGCAGGCCGUCCGAGGCCAAACGCAGCAACCUCCUCGUCCUGCAGCCGGUCAAGGACUUCCAGGGUGGCAGCAGGCCUGCGGCGCCGGCCUCCGUCGCGCACGCUUCACACUCGACGUCUUCGGAGGCUGGAGAUGACGGAGACAACGAGCCACUCGACAUCCCCGAGAUGAGCGCCGUGCGUGGUCAGUUCAACCCGCACCAGCCGGCUCCAGACUCGGACGAGGAGCGCAAGCGGGCCUCCGUACCUAAGAGGAGCAGUCUCGCGCCACCUGCACCUCAGCAGAAGGCAAAGCAGACCGAGGAUCCUCGACGCCGUCUCAACCCUCCCUCCGCUCCGAAGCGUGACCAGCACGCGUCUUGGUCGCCGCCAGCGGACGAUGCAGGCUGGAACCCUUCCGGAUGGGACAUGGACCCCGGCCCGGCCUUCUCGCCGCCCACGUUGACGCCUCGAUCGCCGCUCGAAGGCGAAUUCCGCCAGCAUGGUCACGGCGCGCCGCGGGCUCCCGCGCCUCAGUCCGUGGUGACGCACUGCUGGUUCCAGAUCGUGACAGACGGAACACUUGGGCUGGAAGGAACGCUGUGCUCGCACGAGCCGUUUCCGAGCAACCGAGCCGAGACUCUUGGCCUCGCGGAUCGCGUGACGAUCCAGUUCGAUCGAGUCAUGCCGUUUGCGUGGAUUCGCGAGGCUCUAGCCGGGCCCGAUAUCGCCUGGCACGAAGCCAUGGUUCUACACGCGCAGGGACCUGGCGUCAUCCGAAAUCGCGCACACCUUGAUCACCUUUCGGAAAGGCUCAAGGUUACCGACAUGGCUCUGCUGUCCGCUCUCCCAUCUCCUCGCGCGUCCGUCAACGCGGAAGGCUCUGCACAGCAGCAAGAGUAUCUCGUCGCGUUUUCGAACAAAUACAGCUUGGACCCGGUUGCUGGCGUGCCGCAGGCGCUGCAGAACAUCAGUGGUCAUUCCUCGACCCUCUGCGUGAUGCCUCUGCGGCUCAGUCUGGUGUCGGCCCCAUCGCAGCUGCUCGCAUUCCGGAGGCAGCCGCCGUUAGACUCGUCCAUUGCCAGCAUCUUUGACAUCGCCGUUGGAAAGCGGUCCAUCGAGGACAUAAAGAUUGGACGCAGCGAGGUCCGCAAGGUGAAGAGGGCCGCGCAGCGAUACGGGAUCGUGCCAGCGCUGUACGAGGGCAUCCGCAGCCGCUUCAAUGUCUUGUUUCUGGGCCACAACCCGCCCGCGUACGAGAAACGCGUGCUCUACUACAUGAUCCGUAUCUUCGAGGGUGGCGUUCGUCUGAUGUUGGACGAGGAGAAGGACGCGAAGCUGUACAAGGACCCCAAGAUCGGCGUCAACGUGUUCGUGCGCAAUGCCGCGCUGAAGGAGAUUCUAAGCACGGAUCAGGAACAGGAACUCGUGCUCGCGGCGUAUCUGCGACGCUUCAAGCGAGUCCAGCGCUGCCAGUUCUGGACCUUUGGCUUCUCGCCCGAGGAUCCGGACGAGCGCAUCCGCGAACUCUUCCCGGGCCACAGUGGACUGGUGUCGUUUUCGAUGUCUGCAAUCCUCGCGGACCUUGUGCGAUCGUGCACGGAGGAGAAGCAGUCGCAAGACAGCGAGGAGGGCCAGCUGACGCAGCAGACGGAGAAGGGAUUGCAAGAAUCGAUCUUGUGCAACACGCAAGAUCACCUGCCGAGCCACUGGCGAGUGCGACUGCAUCCGUGGAUCAGGCCUUGCUUCAGACUGCUCGCAGAUCAUCUCGAGCCGGUGUGCCGUGCGCUCAAUCUCAUCGGCGAAGAAGACGAGUUCCCGAUCGAGCUGUUCCUCGAGCUGGAUGCAAAGCUCGAGGCGGUGUACACGGCGGCGUGGGUGGAGGAAUGGCCAGGCGAUGCAAUACAUGGCCUGCCGUUCGAGGAGCCCUCGGAGCUGCCAGACGAGCCGGAGGCCUUGAUCAAGCAGAUGGACGAGGAAGUGUUCGCAUCGCUGCGCGACAACCAGCUUACCAGCAUCCGUGACACGCGCUUCCACGUCAUGGUAUCGGGCUCACAGGCGGCGGACGAGCGGGGCGAAACAGAGUUGGCCGGGGUCGAGGUCGUCAGCCUGGCCGAUUUCGGCAAGAACACUGUGCGGAGAGGCGAUGAGGUGAGCAUCAGCGGAGAGGCGGGCGAAAAGCUCAACCCGCACUUCGCGUCCGCACACCACCACCUUCGCAGCCACCUCGGACCAGGUCGUCAAAGGCAGGGAAAGCGCAAGGACGCAUGGGUGGGUCGAGCCAAAGUCGAAUCCACUGUCAAGGCGACGUCUUCGCCCUUGGAAUGCACCCGUCGAUGCCGAGGGCUGAUCAGCUCGACAAUGGACCGUGACUUUUACUCGUUCGUCCGCUUGUCGGAUUUGAACUUGAACGUCACCUUCCGCAUCUCGUCUCUGCAAGGCAAGCUCGAUCGUAUCUCCCGCACUCAGCUCCUCAGGCAGCCCGAAGCGCGCCAAUGGGGCGCUCAGCAGAGCGACUACCCUGAUCUGCUGGUAGAGUGCUGUCUCUUUUCGGACAACAAGCCUCUCAGCGUCCCCGUCAAGACCGCCUACCGCCCGUUCCGCAACAACCACCAGUGGAACGAAUGGAUCACGCUUCCCUACAAGCUCUGCGACCUUCCUCUCGGCGCUCAACUUGCGUUUACAAUCUAUGACGUCGCUUCGAGCAGGGCCGCACGCGUGAUUGGAGGAACGACCUUUCCGCUCUUCAGCAAGAAGGGCACACUCAAGUCGGCACAGCAUCGACUGUUCGUCUGGAAAGGCGCGGGGGCGGAUGGAAGCGUCGAAACGGCGACGCCGAGCAAGGUCGGCGAGAUGAAGGACGAGAUGGGAAGGCUCGAGAAGGUCAUCAAGCGUCACGAGCGUGGAGACCUUCCGAGGGUGGACUGGCUGGACAAGCUGGCGUACCGCCAGGUCGAGAAAGUGUACAAGGCCGAAAGCCAGUCGAGCGACCGGCUGUUCUUGUACAUUGACCUGCCAAGAUUCGAGCUGCCCGUUGUGUUCUGCGAGGCCGAGUCCAUCUUGCCCUCAGCUGCCGCAUCAAAUGGUCUGGCUCCUCUGGCAGGUACAUCGAUGGGCUCGAAUGCGGGGCCGACCGGCCUUCCCGUGGCUGGGGGCGGCCAUGAUGUGGGAAAUGCUGCCUCUCAAGCCGGAUCCUCCAACGCCGGCACAGCGGCAUCUGGCAACCCGACGACGGCCGCGGCUGCCGCAGCAGCGGCAGCAGCGGCGCUUUCCACAGCGGACCCCAACAGGAUCACCUCGUCGCUCUUCACGAUCUUUGACCCAGAAAUCUCGCGGUCCAAUCCAGUGGAAGCAAAACACCGACGUCUUGUGCGUUCGCAUCGAUCAGGCCCGCUGGACCGCGAGCUCAAGCCGUCCGCAGAGGUGCGAGACGAGCUCAACGAGAUCCUGUCGUAUCCACCAACGCGCGUACUCAGUCCCUCGGAGAUGGAUCGGGUCUGGUCAUUCCGAUUCUAUCUGACACGAGAUCCUAAGGGUCUCACCAAGUUCCUCAAGUCCGUCGUUUGGACGGACCAAGGCGAAGCCAAGCAAGCCACCGAGAUUCUUUUGCCAAUGUGGACCGAGCCCGGCCUGGACGACGCGCUCGAGCUGCUCGGACCCACUUUUCAGGACGCACGAGUGCGCUCGUAUGCCGUGCGCCAGCUCGAGCGGGCUGAAGAUGAAGAGCUCAUUCUGUACCUCUUGCAGCUGGUGCAGGCGCUCAAGUUUGAAAAGCCCCUCGCUCGUGCUACCGGUGCGCUGGCUGGUUCUGCGACUGGCGACUUUGACGGCGACGCCCGGCGCGGCACGAGUGCAAGGCAGACUGUGGGCUCAUCGUCAAACUCGCUCAGCGACGAUGCAGCUGGGCAAGACGCAAGCGGGCUGGCGGAUUUCCUGAUCCGGCGCGGCCUGUCCAACCCUGCACUGGGCAACAACCUGUACUGGUACCUCGAGGUCGAAUGCGAAGACCCCAAGACCGGCCCGCUAUUCAAGACGGUCAAGCAGCGCUACCUGGAUCGCCUUGGGCAACUGCCCACGGGUGCAGCGCGCAGGGAGACGCUGACCCGACAGGCGACUCUGCUGGCAACUCUUUCCAGACGGGCAAAGGAGCUCCGGUCGAAUCGCGACGCGCGGCCAAAGAAGAUCGAGAAGCUGCGUGCGCUCAUCGCGGAUCCGAAGAAUGGGCUGAACCGCUUCGAGCCGCCACUGAUGCUGCCACUGGACGCCUCGGUGUCGGUCAGCGGCAUUGUCGCCGAGAAGAGCACGAUCUUCAAGAGCAAUCUCUUCCCGCUCCGGCUCGAGUUUACCACCGUCAGUCAGGCCAACUCCAACUCCAACUCGUUGGUUUCAGAGGAGCGCAGCAGCGAACUUCCGGACAGCAUCACUGCCAGUCUGAUCGAGGACGAUAUCGAAGAUGAUGGGCUCGCCAAGGCACGGGCUGGGGACGGGGGGCAGUACACGCUCAUCUUUAAGAACGGCGAUGAUCUGCGGCAGGAUCAGUUGGUCAUUCAGCUGUUUUCGCUCAUGGAUCGGCUGCUGCGCAACGAGAACCUGGAUCUCAAGAUGACGCCGUACCGCGUCUUGGCGACGGGUAGCGUCGAUGGGAUGGUGCAGUUCGUCGACUCGCUCUCGAUCGCCGCCAUCCUAUCGGCACAUCAAGGCUCGCUGCUCAACUUUCUCCGCGCGCACCAUCCGCAGCCCACGUCGCUGUCGACCUUUGGUGUGGACGCCGGUGUCUUUGAGACUUUUAUCCGCUCGUGUGCGGGAUACUGCGUCGUCACCUACCUGCUUGGCGUAGGCGAUCGGCAUCUGGACAACCUGCUCCUCGCGUCCGACGGACACUUUUUCCACGUCGACUUUGGUUACAUUCUCGGCCGCGAUCCGAAGCCGUUCCCGCCGCCGGUCAAGGUGUGCAAGGAGAUGGUGGAUGCGAUGGGCGGAACGCAGAGUCCGCACUAUGCGCGCUUCAAGGCAUUCUGCUACACGGCGUUCACGAAUCUGCGCAAGAACGCCAAUCUGAUCCUGAACCUGGUGGCGCUCAUGGUGGAUGCCAACAUCCCGGAUAUCAGGCUCGAGCCGGACAAGGCGGUGCUCAAGGUGCAGGACAAGUUUCUGCUGCAUAUGAGCGAGGACGAGGCGAUCAAGGAGUUUGAGAGCCUGCUCAACGAGACCAGCUACCUCAGCACCGUCUUUGACAGGUUGCACGACAUGGCCCAGUACUUCAGGCAGUAG